AUGUGGAAGAGGCUGAACAACCCCAAAGGCACUCAGCAGCCCUCUUAUACGGAAACUGCCUACGAUGAGAACUCAUACGGCGGAUCCCAUGGUUUAGGGAUUCAGGUUCAUAGUCCAACCUCCCCUCCUGCUCGUCCGCAACGAGACGAUAUGGGUUCCAAGGGUCUACCAAGUUUACCUUUCGAGCUCGCUCCUCCGAACCCUCCAAAACAAUCAAGCUCGAAAAUUAGACCUGUAUCCUCGAUCUACUCCCAGCCGUCGCCGGCUCCUUUAAUUACACGAUUUGCACGAGAACCGUACACCUCACCAACAUCACCUCCCUAUAGAUCCCCUUACGAAGAAGGCGUCUCCCCUCCGAGCUCACCGGAAUUCGAUGCUAGACACCGAGGCCAGAUAUCUCACGAAGUUUCGCCAAUCGACAAAGAAAUGCCGGAUAUAUCGAAACUUAAUGUUAAACGGCCUGAGAGCAGGACUGAGCAAGACUCGAGAGCAGCUGCCAGCAGUAUUCCAGUGCUCAGAAGAGAAAAGAGACGUAAUCAAGUGGCAGAGACCGCCGCGAAUCUUGUAGCGCGAAAACAAGUUGCUGGGGGAAAUAGGCCAGCGAAAAAUCCAAGUUGGGACCCUUAUUCUGGAGAGCCAACUACCUCGGAUAAAGGCCGGAAGCAAACCACAAAACCUGGAGAGUUUACACCACCAGGUCUGCGCUCUGUAUAUGCUCAACCGGGAGUGCGUUUGGGGAACGAUACAAACAUCAGCGCUGCUGCAAAGAAGCCUGUGUCUUUUGGCGAUAGAGUUCGAAAAUUGGCAAGCAAUGCGCCUGAAGCCAAACCGCAAUGGAAAGGAGCAAGCGGACGCGUAACGCUUGUCCCUACACCUGAAGAUAAAUUCGAUGUUCAACCUUUGAAUAUCCCAAAAAGGGAUCCCCAGCGAGUUGUUUCACCUAUAUCUGAACAGCCCACCCCUGUGUCACCUUCACCCCAACCUCGAAUCGUUAUCGAAAAGGUCCCUGCGUCGUCUCAUAACGAUGGCAGCAGUCAAUAUUCUUACACAGCCACCCCGCGAAGUAAAAUAUCAAGGGAUCCUCCCACAACAUCUCCUAUAUUCGAUUCCGAAAUUGCAGAUCAUGCCCGGGCAAGCGAAAACAGCAGGACGUCCCCUGUUGAGACCAAACAGUCUCCCGUCAGUCCGGUAGAAGAGAUAGUUGAUAAUCACUACAAGAGAGCCGCCCCUCCACCACAAUCCUAUGUUCAACCUGCCUCUCGUUUCAGUGUAUCAACAUAUGCGACAUCUGAAGCGCGAAGUACUCCACGUCCCUCGACUGACACCUUCGAUCCUACAUACGAACAUCCUCCAUUGCCGUCACCAACCCCAAGUUUUGUUAGUCAAUCUCCGGAUUCAGUUCUCAAUCGUGUUCGACCAAAGGUUGGUCCAGGCCCCGACCGAUCUCCAAGUUUGACCAGCGACGAUUCUGUUCUCAACCGAGUAAGACCAAAGGUCGGUCCCAAUCCCCGAGGUGGUGUUACACGAAAGGCAGUCAGUACGGCUUCUCCAGUAUUCAUCAGCAUGAGUAAAAGGGCGUCCAGGACGGGGAAAACCUUACCUAUCACGCCAGCGGAAGUUGAGUCGCAGGAUCUGGUCUCGUCACUACAAGCUCAACUCGAUGAUCUUCAGCAUCGGAAGAAUAAUAUUAUGAGAAGCAUCCGACAGAUGACAGAAUUAAUGCCCGCGGAUAAUAUUACGCUGACCAACGAUGUGCGACGGAAACGCGAGAUUGAGAAGAAAAAGGUUGAAGGACUACGAGAGGAGGAAGCGGAUGUCACACUUCAAAUUCGAGAGAUUGGAUUGAGACUUCAUAGAGCGUGGAAACGAAAGGACAAAGAAGCUGUGUAUGAACCUACUGGACUUUGGGUACGGAGGGUUACCGGAUGA
Glarea lozoyensis ATCC 20868 is the source of this 1929-nucleotide messenger RNA. RefSeq lists its product as uncharacterized. The record is from RefSeq and is a predicted model, not a curated record. Bases 1 to 1929 code for a protein of 642 amino acids. The transcript is spliced from 3 exons. NCBI's taxonomy places the organism in Eukaryota, Fungi, Ascomycota, Leotiomycetes, Helotiales, Helotiaceae.